Olea europaea var. sylvestris is the source of this 4565-nucleotide messenger RNA. Its product is annotated as auxin-responsive protein SAUR24-like. Gene Ontology annotation, biological process: response to auxin. NCBI's taxonomy places the organism in Eukaryota, Viridiplantae, Streptophyta, Magnoliopsida, Lamiales, Oleaceae. The record is from RefSeq and is a predicted model, not a curated record. The transcript has a single exon. Bases 2131 to 2424 code for a protein of 97 amino acids.
GAGGUGAUAAAAGCUUGGGGAGGAAACUAAUGCCUCCCCAUGAUAGGAAACCUUUUUUCUUUUCUUUUUCAUAUAAAAAAAAUGAAAUAACAUUUUAUUUCACAUUCUUAUAUAGUCAUGCUUCUGAAUCAAAAAUUCGGUACUUUGUUGGGAUUCUCAUCCCUGCAAUCAAAGUUUUGGUUAAAUUGGAAUAUUUGCUACUUGAACUGCAUUUUUCAAUCGAUCAAUUUUCGAUUUCUUGGAAUUUAGUUUUCCUGUUUCUGGUAGGAUCAAAAUGCCUUUAUCCAGCUACUGAUCUCUCAUAUUCUUUUUUCUUCUUUUCCAUUCUGACAAAUCCACUUACUCGGCUUCUUAUAUAUGAUAUAAUUUGUGUAUCUAGCCAAUGAAACUAUUUGUUAAAGAGUAUGCUUGAUGAAUUAGGAGAUCAAUAUAUGAUGCAUAAAUUCAACACUUUGCGAGGUCUGUGGGUGAUCACUCCCACAAAGCCUUAAGCCACUUCUUCAAAAUCCCCAAUCCCAAAAUACCUCCUCUUUAAUUCAAUUAUAUAUCCUUUUUCUCAAUAUGGGUUCCAUUCUUCAGCUUUCCACACCCUUUAUUUCUUACGCUUGAAUAGUGUUUAUAUAGAUCACACCUUAUGUUGUCCUUUAACAUCAUAAUCUUGUGUCAUAGAUGUUGGUGUCAGUAAAAUGAUCAAUACCCAUGUGGAGAAAUCAGGUUGAUAGUCGAGUGUGUUUGACAGUACCAGUUUGGUGGAUUUGUAAGAUGAAGUUGCUACCUAUGAAUGAUGCAGGGAUGGUGUUUGAUGAAGUUCCAGUGAAGAACAUUGUUGUGUGAAUGCUCUUUUGUCGGUUUAAGCUAAAUGAAAAGUUUGCAGAGUUGACAACUAACUAUGUUAUUUCAGUUGGGGAAAAAAAAUGACUAUUUUCAUUCUACAUGUAUAAAGAAAAUAAAACUCCACCAAAAAAGUCAGAAAAAAUAAGUGUGAUUGAAAUUGGAAUAAUGCAAUGAUAGGUGCUCACCAUGCUUAUAUUCUUAAAAGAAAAUUUUAGGUGGUUUAUUGAUCCCUGGGAAAAACUAUAUUGUGAAAUCAAAUAAUUGUAAAUGAUCCUUAAUAAUGCAGGCUUACAUUUGAAGAGUUAAAUGAAAUUAUUAAUAUUAUUGUGUCUCCUGCAGGCUUUUGUAGCGUCAGGUAUCUAAAAAAGGCAAGUAAGCCCCAUGAUUAAAUUUUUUUUAUAGGAUUUUUGCAGAUAAGUAUUUGAAUCAAGGUGUCUCAUCCUUGCUAUGAUAUGCAUAAUCCAUUGAUCAGUUCAAGAAAUAACCAUCUAAAGAAAUCUAAUAUCUUUGACUUAAAAAUAUAAGUUGUAGUCUCUAUUAUCAAAAUUUGUGGGGUAUAAUGUUUUUAAGUAUCUAUGCAGUUAGACCUUUGCUUACAAAUAUUAGGUGCUGGUUGAAGGACAAAACCAUGUGAUCCCUUGUGCCGAUGUGCAUCACCAUACAAGCUGCUGUUGAAGAUUUAAUAUCUGCCCUUGUUUAUUUUAGGUGCAACAGUUGGUGAAGCUGCUUUGGCAUCCCAACAGGUACCCAUUUUGAUUAAUGUUUAUGUCUACUUCUGUGUCUGCAUUUGAACAGAAAUAGAAAGUAUAUAUAUUUCUCUAUAUGCGGCCUUAUUUUGAUAGGAAAGAUUAGGUGCCCCAACAUGCUUCUGUAAUUAGGCCAUGACUUUGCUUCAAUGAAAAAAACUCCAUAUGCAGUCCUUAUUUCUUUAAUCCAAAUUGACCUAUGUAGGCCAUCUUAUCUUAAAUGCUGAGGAAUUUGUUUUUCAUCAUAAACAAGCUUUUUCUUAAUUUCAAUUUUGUUUAAUGAUUGAAAAGCAAUCCAUGUGGAUUUUCAUAUGCUUAUGUUUCUGUCUCAUAAUGUGGUCCCGAUCCAAAUGCCUCUUCACCACAAAAUUAAGAAGUGAAGAAUUCCCACAGAGAGCCAUUCAUCUAUAUAUACAUAUCUUAGCAUCCAACCAAACAGAAGUCCUCACAACAAUCUCAACAAAAAUCUCAAGCUUUUACUUGUUACAUAGAACCUAGAAUCUCCUCUUAACUUCCUCAAUCAAGAGAAAAGGAGAACCCUGCCUGAACCAUGGCAGUCUGCAUGCCUCGUAUUAUUCAUUCUAAGAAUUUCCUUCGACGAUCUUCAUCAAUGGGAAACCAAACAACAUUAGACAUUCGAAAAGGUCAUGUUGCAGUAUAUGUUGGGGAGUGUGAAAAGAAAAGAUAUAUGGUUCCAAUAUCAUACUUGAACAAGCCGAUGUUUCAAGAUUUGUUAAGUCAAGCCGAGGAAGAAUUUGGGUUUGAUCAUCCAAUGGGUGGCCUCACAAUCCCCUGUAGCAAGGAUAUAUUUAUUGAUGUCACUGCUCAAUUGAGUGUGAUGUGACAUCAGCUACUAGCUUAGUUUGGUAGAAGCCAAUUUUGUAAGCACUAACUUAGAUAGAGUUAAUAAAAGCCUGUAGAGGGAAGAAAAUGUCUCCCAUGAGAGCUUCUCUUUAUCAUAGAAAAAUGAAAUUAUGACUUUUUAUUUCACAUUCUAAAAUAGUUGAUUUUCUGAAUCAGGAAAUUUGGUUUACUGUUAACAUUAUAAUCUAUGUGAUCCGAUUCUCGGAAUAAAUUAUUUUAGAAUAUUUUCCACUAGCUACUGCAUUUCCAACUGAGAGUUGUUGAAGAGAAUCCUUGAUGAUUUAUGAGAUUUUGUGGUGAUAUGAGGUUUUAGCUCCACCUUUUGUAUGGGGAAAUUUGAAUACUUAUAAGCUAAAUAAGUGUGAAUGACAAACAGGAAAAAUUUGAGGGGCAUUAUUGAUGCCUGGGAAUAACUCCGUGGUGAAAAUAGACAAUUGAAGACAAUAGUUAAUAAUGCAUUGAAUUAUAUUCAUCAGUUGAAUUUUAAAUCAAAUUGUGUUGUAUGGGCUUUUGCAAUGUCAGGAAUCCCCACAGAUUGAGUCUUUAAAUAGGUUUUUGCAGCUAACUAUUUGCAGAACAAAGUUCAAAUAGCCAUAUAGUAUGGGUCGUGGAUUCAACAUUUUGAAGGUCAAGGAGCGAACAUUUAAUGUAACAGUUGUGCUGCUGACCUUGUUUCUCAUUCAUUUGUUCAAAAUAGACAAAUCUAAUUCUUUUGAUUUUAUAUAUGGAUGUAUACAUUUUUAAUUACACAAGAUAUAUCCGUCUUUCUAAUUUCAGACAACUCUUUUGAGGUCUAAGUUGCCUGAAGUAUGGGAAAUAUGUAAUUCGAAACAUAGUAUUGAAUGUUCCUCAAUUUUAAUAAACUCUUCAAAAAAUUAAAGAUAGAGAAAACUUGUUAUCAAGUUUCUAAGUGAUUUAAUUUUAAAUAAUGUAUGUGGUAUGCAAAGAUUACCUUUCAAAAAUUUUGAAUCAUUUCAAAGCCGUCUACCAUGAACUUUUAUUAGCAGUUGCUAUCAGGAGUUCAUGUCUGACAUAUGCCAUGUCACUUAACAUCUUGUCUAGGGACAACUGAUGCGUUUUGAUUAUAUUGAUUUUAUAAGAAUUUAAAUUAUUAUUUACCGACUCUAAUUUCAUUUACUAUCAUGCUCUUUUUCAGACACUUCAAUAGUUUUUGUAUAUUUAACACUUUAUAUCAUCCUUUUUAACAUUAUAAUAUUGUGUCAAAGAUGUUAGUUUCAGUAUAAUGAUAAAUUCUCAUGUGGAGAAAUUGGGCUGAUUGUCUAGUGUGUUUGCUAGUAGCAGUUUGGUUGAUUUUUAAACGAAGUUGCUAUCUACCAAUGAUGCAGGGAUGGUGAUUGAUGAAGUUUUGUGAAUGCUCUUUCGUCAGGUUAUGCUAUGUCUAAAAUAUGCAGCAUGGACAAUGAACUAUGUUAUUUCUGUUGAGAGAAAAUUGCCCAUUUUCAUUGUUCGCGUAUAAAGAAAUGGUAAUUCUACACACACACACACACACACACACACACACACACAAAAGGCAAAAUAAGUGUGACUGAAGAUGGUAUGAUACUCCAUGUUUAAGUUAUUGAAAGAGAAUUCCUAGUGGGUUAUUGAUUCCUAUGAAGAACUAUGAUGAAAUUCUAUAACUGAAAAUGAUUCUUAAUAAUGCAGGGACUUAUUUUAAAAAGUUGAGUUAAAUGAAAUUGUUAAUAUUAUAUUGCAUCUCAUGUGUGCUUUUGCAGUUUCAGGAAUCUGGAGAGUCAAGUAAGCCCAAUGAUUUAAUCUCUAUAUAGGAUUUUGCGGCUCAGUAUUCUUAGAAAAUGUUCUAUAAUAACCCAAUAGCAUGUAUGGUCCAUGCAUUCAACACUUGCCAACCACUUUUAUAGAACAACUGUGCUUCUGACCUUGUUCUCAGCUGGUAGAUUUUUCUUACUUACUGCCAAUUUAUACAUCAACUUAUAUAGAGAAUCAGGUAUGCCUGUGUACAUGCUAUCUUGUUCCAGAGAAAUAUGUGAAUUAAGCUGUCUCAUCCAUGCACUGAUAUGCAUUGUCCAUCGAUUGAAUCAUGAACUGACCAUGAAAACAAUCUAAUAUCUUUGACUUAAUAAUCUAACUUUGACUUGAUAA